CCCAUCGCCCUGCCCGCCGCCGGGUCCGUGCCCACGGGCACCGCCGUGCUCUCGGGCUGGGGCUCCACCUCCACCAGCCUCGUCCCCAGCACGCCGUCCAUCCUGCAGACGGUGGAGGUGCCGCUGCUGAGCUUCGAGGAGUGCUGGGCGGCCGUGGGCGGCGAGCCCCUCGCCGACACCAACGUCUGCUCCGGGCCCCUCACCGGAGGCACCUCCGCCUGCUCGGGCGAUUCCGGCGGCCCGCUGGCUCAGAACGGAGAGGUGAUCGGCAUCGUCUCGUGGGGCUACAUCCCCUGCGGUUCCGUCAACGCUCCGUCAGUCUACACUCGCGUCUCCGCCUUCAACGACUGGAUCCUCGCCAACGCAGAGGGCCUCUGA
This is a messenger RNA of Gryllus bimaculatus (two-spotted cricket), 378 nucleotides long. NCBI's taxonomy places the organism in Eukaryota, Metazoa, Arthropoda, Insecta, Orthoptera, Gryllidae. The record is from the annotation of a GenBank genome assembly.